GUCCUCACUCUCACACUCUUCAUCUCAUCUCGAACUUGCGUCGCCUCUUCCGCUCGUGUCCCGACAUGCGCAUUCAUCUCCGUCUUCCCGCCCCGCUGGGCGUCACUGUCCUCAAUGUUGAGCCCAGGGCGCGCGCCGGAUCCCUUCUCCCGGAUUGGGACGCUUAUCUCCGCACACGCGCUCGCAUCGUCGACGCGGACACUCCGCUCUCCGAGUUGAACACGAACGGCAUAGUGGAGAUCGAGGUCGUUCCUCGUCUUCGCGGCGGCAAGGGUGGUUUCGGUGCCAACCUUCGUUCUCAGGGCGGGCGGAUGAGUGCGAGCAAGAGCACCAACUACGACAGCUGCAAGGACCUGAAUGGUCGGCGGCUCGGCACUAUCAAGGAGGCCCAAAAGCAAGCCGAGCUGAUCGAGAGCUGGGACGAGAUGCAGGCCAAGGCCAAGGCAGAGGAGCGUGCCAAGCUUGAGGCACUGGAGCGCAAGCUCGGUGUAAGCUCAAACGGCGAUGUAGGCGAGGUCGAUGUCGAGGAACUUGCGCGCAAGAAGCACAAGUUCGAGGACAACAAGUUCCUCGAGGAGAGCCGUGAGAUCAAGGACAACGUUCGGUCCGCCGUGAGCGCCGCGCUCCUCAAGAAGAAGAAGAAGAAGGCCCCAAGCCCGGACUCCAAGGCUGCAGGAGUUAAGGAUGCCGCCAAGGUAGCGCAGAAGAAGGUCGAGGUCAAGGGUUCCAGCGCCAAGGUGGCAGCAUAGCGCAAAGUGUUGUAACAAAUGUAGCAUGAUACAGGUAUUGGAUACAGUUUCACCGUUUCCCUUCAUUCCUCCUCAGACAAUUCGCUGGACGGCUCACGCAG
Cutaneotrichosporon oleaginosum is the source of this 850-nucleotide messenger RNA. RefSeq lists its product as uncharacterized. Gene Ontology annotation, cellular component: nucleus. NCBI's taxonomy places the organism in Eukaryota, Fungi, Basidiomycota, Tremellomycetes, Trichosporonales, Trichosporonaceae. The record is from RefSeq and is a predicted model, not a curated record.